Messenger RNA from Onychostruthus taczanowskii (white-rumped snowfinch), 3837 nucleotides. It is a transcript of the gene RUNDC3B, whose product is annotated as RUN domain containing 3B. Lineage: Eukaryota; Metazoa; Chordata; Aves; Passeriformes; Passeridae. The record is from RefSeq and is a predicted model, not a curated record. The transcript is spliced from 11 exons. Bases 649 to 1671 code for a protein of 340 amino acids.
AGCCGCCCCCGCCGGGGGACCCCGCGCAUCCCCGCCCGACCCGCCGCUGCCUCGGGCGCGCCGGGACCGGGCAGCGGGAGGAGCAGCGGGGAAAGCACGGGAGCCUCCUCAUCCGCUUCCUUCUGUCCGCGUGCGGCGGGGGCAGGCGCAGCAUCCUGGAGAGCGGGAGGCCGGGAACAAAGGCUCCGCGCCAGCACCGGCGGCUCCACCUGCCCUGCCCAGCGGAGAUGGCGUCCCUCGGCUUAGGGGGGCUCAACGUCUCCGCCCGGAGGAAGAGCGUCCCGUCCCGCAACGCCGCGGUGGAGAGGCGGAACUUGAUCACUGUGUGCAGGUGAGCCCCGGGCCGGGGCCCUGCCCCGCCCGAGGGACCCGUUCCCGCUCGCUCCCGCCGCAGCCCGCGGGGCCCGUCCCGCCCCCGCUCCGCACAGGUUUUCAGUCAAGACUCUGAUUGACCGUUCCUGUUUUGAAACUAUCGACGAUACUUCCCCUGAAUUUAAUAAUUUUGCAGCCAUUCUGGAACAGAUUCUAAGUCAUCGACUGAAAGGUCAGAUCACCUGGUUCGGCUAUGAAAGCCCUCGUAGUUUCUGGGACUACAUUCGCGUAGCUUGCCGAAAAGUCUCUCACAAUUGCAUCUGCAGUAUUGAGAACAUGGAGAAUGUCGGUUCUUCUAGAGCUAAGGGUCGAGCAUGGAUAAGAGUAGCACUUAUGGAAAAACAUUUGUCUGAAUACAUUUCCACAGCUCUGAGAGACUUCAAAACAACCAGGAGGUUUUAUGAAGAUGGAGCAAUUGUUCUUGGUGAAGAAGCAAAUAUGCUUGCUGGUAUGCUGUUGGGACUCAAUGCAAUUGAUUUCAGUUUUUGUCUGAAGGGUGAGGGAUUGGAUGGAAGCUAUCCAGCUGUCAUAGAUUAUACACCAUACUUGAAGUUCACCCAAAGUUCUGACAGUAUCAGCAGUGAUGAAGAAGAGCUAAGAACACUGGGCAGUAGUGGCAGUGAAGGCAGUACUCCAGAGAACAUUGGUCCUCCUUUCAUCACAGAUGAAAACAGUUGGUACAACAAAUGCAAAAGGGUAGAACAGAAGUACCGGCUUGCAUUGGAACAGAAGGGUUAUCUUGAAGAAUUGAUACGACUCAGAGAAAACCAGCUGUCUGAAUCUGUCUCACAAAAUAAACUCCUGUUACAAAGAAUUGAAGAUAUGGAUCUAGCCCAUAAAAUGGAGAAGGAGCAACUGGAAUAUAUCAUUGUGGAACUGCAAGACCAGUUAACUGUGCUAAAGAAUAAUGACUUGAGAUCAAGACAAGAAUUAACUACUCACCUCACCAAUCAGUGGCCUUCCCCAGGAGCUCUGGAUGUCAAUGCUGUUGCCUUGGACACUCUACUCUAUAGAAAGCACAAUCAACAGUGGGACGAGAAAAGUUUUCAAAGUCUGGACCAACUUUCAGCAGAAGUUAGUCUUUCUCAGUCCUCUCUGGAUCCAGGUCACUCACAGGAUGGGAAGCAAGAUGGAAUUAACUUGUUAAAUGAAGGAAAGGAAGACACUCCAUCAUUGCUUGGUCUUUGUGGCUCUCUGACAUCAGUAGCAAGCUACAAGUCUCUCACAAGUCUGAAAUCAAGUGAAUACCUUGCAAGUCCCACAACAGAGAUGACAAGUCCAGGCUUAACACCAUCUUGAGAUGCACACAAGAAGGAAGACCUUUAUGUUGUAUGCAUUUGAUUUAUGUUCCAUAAGAUGACUUGCAGUGAAGACUGCUAGUUCUGAGUUAAAAAAUAAGCUGCUUUAUUUUUUAUUGUCAUGGAUGCCUUUAUAAUUCACAAAUUUGAUCAGUUUUCAUUUGCUUUUUCUUUCCCCCAGAGGACUUUUCAGAUACUCUCUUUUAGUCUGGAAUUAUUUAAAUCUCUUGUUCAGGUACAGAAUGUAUUAUCUGAUGUUUAUGACUGGUUUUUAAAAUGAAACAGUUGGAAAUCAGUCCCAUACUUAAAUGCCAUCAGCUUUGUUUCUCCUUGCCCUAGGCUGGAUCGGCUCUAGCCACUGUACUUUGCAGUGCUUUAAAUAUUUAUCAACUCCUGCAGAAGAGACAGGGAAUCCUGAACACCAGUCUUUGUAGGCAAAUAAAUACCUAAAAAUCCAGCUUUUCAUCUGUGUAUGUUGCUUAGGACCUCAGAUAGCAUAUUUAACCUAUCAACAGCUUCUCUCAAGUUGACUCCAUGUUAGGUUUUGCAUUCCUGUUAAUAUCAUGGCACUUAGGAGAUGUCCCAGUCACACUGAAACACAAACACUUGAAAUUGCAUGUGAAUAACAAAUGUAACUUGAUCAUAUAAAUCAAGCAUACACAGAGAUUUGUAAAUGGUGAGCAAACUCACUAAAUGCUUUUAAGUGGCCUGGGUUACAGAUAAACUAACAUUAUACAAAAAGUUUCUUGCUGAAAAGAUGGGGGCUAUGGAUGAUGGUGGUAAGCAUCUUGCAAAGUUUGGAUUCUGUGUUUGCUGGCAAGAUCCCAAGGAGAGUGAAAAAGGGGAAACAAUGUAAUGACUGUAUUAAAGUGUGUUAAAGGACUUUUCUCAUCCCUGUAGUAGUGCAAUAGGUAUUUUUCUUGCUUAGGUAAUACAGCAGAAAUUCUCUAAGUCAGUUUUCUCAAAUUAUUUGCCGUUGAUUUAAAUUGCUGAUACGAAAAAAAAGGGAGACAUUUUUUAAAAUGUAACUAACUUUCCAGAUUACCCUACAGUUUCAAAGUUUGCAAAAUAAUUUUUGAAUUGCAAACUAUAUUCUUAAUUCUUUGUAAGAUACAAUGGAUCCUUUAUCUAUGAAUUUUGGUAAUCAAGGUAAUGCUUAUCAGUAUGAUUAGUAAUUUUUAAACAAAAGUGAAAUGCAUGUAAGUAUGUUGUAUUUAUAAGUGCUAGGGAAAAUGCUUUUUUGUGCCAAAGAAGUUUCAUAAAUUGUUUACAUGAGUAGCUGCAAUACAAGACAGAUUUUUAAUUAUUGCUUACUCCUAGGUGUUUACAGUAUGUCACUACAUCUGUACAGGUUUAGUUGAUUUGCCUCUUGUGAUGAUACCUUGGCACUGCUACUUUAAACUGGUCACCAUAGGGUGGGCUUGAAAGAAAGAAGAUUAAUUCUUACUUUAACUGAAAUAUUUAGUCUUUGUAAGUAGGAGGCUAUGCAUUUCUGGAACUCAAGGCAUUGCUGGUUUUAGCUGGAGGAAAAGAAUCCAUCUCCUCAACUCUCUAGUCCAUGCUGCUGGAGGACACUACUCCCAUGGCAGGGUACACAACCAGUGAUGCUAUUUUAAUGCAGAAUUUUAAGGUAGUUUAACAAAACCACCAGGUCUUUCAAGCCCUUGUGUACUCACACAGGUAAUUUCUCUGUAGUAAAUUCUGACCAUUAAAUCCUUUCAUGCACCUUCAGAAUGUCCAUUACUUCAUGGAACUUCUUUUGUUAUCACAUUAAGCACCUGUUUCUUGAGUAACAUUAUUAAAUAUAAAUUUGUAAAUUAGAGAUACAUUUUUACUACAAAUAAAAUGCUGGAAUCCAGAUUCCACAAGUUGACAUUCUGCAUCAAUGUACAGUGAUUUAAUCAGUCCUGUUUGCUGUUAAAUACUUUUCAUGCCACAUCAGUGUUUUGGAGGGGGCAGUCAUCAUGAUCUUCAGUCAUGUUCGCUGAUGGCUCUUUUCUUAGAGCUAAAUGUGUUGUUUAGCUCAAGUCUUUUAUGUAGUCUGACACGUGUUUCUGGGUGUCAUUUUGUGCAUGGGCAAUCAGUUAUGUGCAUCUUUCUCAGUUCUAAACAUUUACCAUUUUUUUGAAAAGAAUUUUAAACCGCCAAAACUGUAUGUUUUGUUGCC